Molecule: messenger RNA, 3954 nt
Organism: Leptonychotes weddellii (Weddell seal)
Lineage: Eukaryota; Metazoa; Chordata; Mammalia; Carnivora; Phocidae
Source: RefSeq, a predicted model, not a curated record
CGAGCUCCCCCCACCGGAAGUGGGCGGCCGCGCGACGGGAGGAGCCGGCUGUACCGUGGCGGCUGCGGGCUGUGGGCGCCGGGUCCGAGGGGCUCGCGCUUCCCUCUCCGCGCCAUGGCAAAGGCCGCAGACGUGGUGCGGCUGCUCCUGGGCUCCACCGCGCUGUGCUUCUCGCUGCUCGGCGCCCGGACGGCCUCGGCGUCCAAGGCGGUGACGGCCCACUUGGCCGCGAAGUGGCCGGAGACCCCGCUGCUGCUGGAGGCCAGUGAAUUUAUGGCAGAAGAAAGUAAUGAAAAAUUUUGGCAGUUUUUGGAAACUGUACAAGAAUUAGCAAUUUAUAAACGAACAGAAUCAGCUUAUUCUCAUUACAACUUAAUCCUGAAGAAAGCUGGACAAUUCUUAGACAAUUUACAUAUCAAUCUCUUAAAGUUUGCUUUCUCUAUAAGGGCGUACUCACCAACUAUUCAGAUGUUUCAACAGAUUGCAGCUGAUGAGCCCCCGCCAGAUGGCUGUGAUGCAUUUGUGGUUAUCCAUAAAAAACACACCUGUAAAAUUAAUGAACUUAAAAAGCUGCUGAAGAAGGCUACUUCAAGGCCCAGACCUUAUCUGUUUAAAGACGAUCAUAAAUUUCCUACAAACAAAGAGAACUUACCAGUGACUAUACUCUAUGCUGAAAUUGGUACCAGAGCAUUUAGUAAAUUUCACAAAGUAUUGUCUGAUAAAGCUCAAAAUGGGGAAAUUCUGUAUGUUCUUCGGCAUUAUAUUCAGGUAUGGUUUUAUCCAAGAUUAUUUUGUAAUGUUACCAUAGAAAGGUAUUCAGAUCUUAGAGAUAAUCUGACAGCAUUCCAAAAAUACCUGAUUGAGAGUAACAAAGAAAUGACGCCUUUGAAAGUCUGGGAACUACAAGAUCUUAGUUUUCAGGCAGCUUCUCAAAUAAUGUCCACUCCAAUUUAUGAUGCUGUAAAAUUAAUGAAAGACAUUUCACAGAACUUCCCCGUAAAAGCCAGAUCUCUGACCAGAAUUGCUGUAAAUCAACUUAUGAGGGAGGAAAUACAGGAAAAUCAAAAGAUGUACCAAAAAGUGAAGAAUGACAAUAUGCUCACUGUAGACAAUGUGAAGAGUGUUCUCCUAAAUCUAUUUCCAGAUGCUAAUAUUUGGGAUAUUUUGGGAAUUCAUUCUAAAUAUGACAAUGACAGAAAGGAUGAUGUAAUUUCUUCAGUUACUCUCUGGAUUAUUGCUGAUUUUGACAAACCAUCUGGGCGAAAACUACUGUUUAAUGCAUUAAAAUUCAUGAAAACAAGUGUUCAUAGUCGGUUGGGGGUUAUUUAUAAUCCUACUUCAAAAAUAAAUGAAGAGAACACAGCUAUUUCUAGAGGAGUUUUGGCAGCUUUUCUUACACAGAAAAACAGCUUUUUGAGAAACUUUCUCAGGAAACUGGCAAAGGAAGAAACUGCUACGGCUAUUUACUCCGGAGAAAAAAUUAAAACAUUUCUUACUGAGGGGAUGGAUAAGAAUGCUUUUGAGAAAAAAUAUAGCACUGUUGGAGUGAAUAUUUUCCAAACUCAUCAGCUGUUCUGUCAAGAUGUACUUAAGUUGCGUCCUGGAGAGAUAGGUAUUGUCAGCAAUGGGAAAUUCUUAGGACCUUUAGAUGAAAAUUUCUAUACAGAAGAUUUUUACUUCUUGGAAAAAAUAACAUUUACUAAUCUAGUAGAGAAAAUUGAAGGCAUUGUUGAAAAUAUGGAAAUCAGCUCAAAGAACAUGAGCGACCUUGUUAUGAAAGCUGAUGCCCUUCUUUCCUCUUUGCCUAAACGUGCAUCUCGCCAUGAUAUCACAUUUCUUAGAGAGAAUCACAGCAUUAUAACGAUAAACCCUGAAGAGAAUGACAUGUUCUUUGAUGUCAUUGCUAUUGUUGAUCCAUUGACAAGAGAAGCACAGAAAAUGGCUCAGUUAUUGAUUGUACUUGGCAAGAUUAUCAACAUGAAGAUAAAAUUGUUCAUGAACUGUAGGGGUAAGCUUUCAGAAGCCCCUUUAAAGAGCUUUUAUCGUUUUGUUCUGGAACCAGAGCUGGUGUUAGUGGCUAACGGCAUUACUGGACCCGUGGCAACAUUCUUGGAUAUCCCUGAAGCGCCCCUUCUAACCCUCAACAUGAUUACUCCUGAAGGCUGGUUGGUUGAAACAGUGCACAGCAACUGUGACCUUGAUAAUAUUCACCUCAAGGAUAUUGAGAGAAUUGUUACAGCAGAAUAUGAACUAGAAUAUCUACUACUUGAAGGACAUUGCUUUGAUACAAUGACAGAACAGCCUCCUCGGGGCCUGCAGUUUACACUGGGCACAAAAAAUAAACCUGUUGUAGUUGAUACAAUAGUGAUGGCCAAUCUUGGAUAUUUUCAAUUAAAAGCAAACCCAGGUGCUUGGAUACUGAAAUUACGUGAAGGAAAAUCUGAAGAUAUUUAUCAAAUAGUUGGGCAUGAAGGAACUGACUCUCAACCAGACCAGGGAGAUGUCAUUGUUGUGAUAAACAGCUUCAAGAGCAAAAUACUGGAAGUACAAGUGCAAAAAAAGCCAGACAAAAUUAAGGAGGAUAUCCUUACUGAUAAGGAAGAAAAGAAAAAAGGAAUAUGGGAUUCCAUUAAAAGUUUCACAAGAAGUUUGCAUAAAGAAAAAGACGAAAAGGAAGCAGAUGUUCUAAACAUAUUUUCAGUUGCUUCUGGCCAUUUAUAUGAACGCUUUUUAAGAAUUAUGAUGCUUUCUGUUUUACGUAACACCAAAACACCCGUGAAAUUCUGGUUUCUAAAAAAUUAUCUCUCACCAACAUUUAAAGAGGUCAUUCCUCCCAUGGCUGAGGAGUAUGGAUUCCAGUAUGAACUAGUGCAGUAUCGAUGGCCCAGCUGGCUUCAUCAGCAGACUGAAAAACAGAGGAUCAUUUGGGGUUACAAAAUUCUUUUCCUCGAUGUCCUUUUUCCUCUAGCGGUGGACAAAAUCAUUUUUGUUGAUGCUGACCAGAUUGUGAGACAUGACCUAAAAGAACUCCGAGAUUUCGAUCUGGGUGGAGCACCUUAUGGGUAUACUCCAUUUUGUGAUAGCCGCACUGAAAUGGAUGGAUAUCGUUUCUGGAAAAAAGGAUACUGGGCAUCACAUCUUUUAAGAAGGAAAUACCAUAUCAGCGCCUUGUAUGUGGUGGAUCUCAAGAAGUUCAGGAGAAUUGCAGCAGGAGACAGGCUCCGGGGCCAGUACCAAGCUCUCAGUCAAGAUCCAAACAGCCUUUCAAACCUCGAUCAGGAUCUUCCCAAUAAUAUGAUUUACCAAGUCGCCAUUAAGUCUCUUCCUCAAGACUGGUUGUGGUGUGAAACGUGGUGUGAUGAUGACUCCAAGCAGAGAGCCAAAACCAUUGAUCUGUGCAAUAAUCCCAAAACAAAAGAACCCAAGCUAAAAGCUGCUGCGAGGAUUGUCCCAGAAUGGGUGGAGUAUGACACUGAGAUACGACAACUGUUAGAUCAUCUUGAGAACAAGAAGAAAAAUGCAAUUGUGACUCAUGAUGAGCUCUAGCACUGGCUUCUAGGAAAAUAAGAGGAAAGUAUGACAAGAAAUCUGCCACCUGCUGGGGAAGUGUGGAACUACUGCUAAGACUUCUGGAGCUUUCCUUAAAGAUCAGUGACAUAUUCCUCAAUUUAAAUAAUAUUAAUUAUUUAAUAAUACAUGUACUUAAUGUAUUGAAUAAGUUUAAGUUAUAUAAAAAAUGGCCAUCGAGUAUUUAAAACUAGAUUAUUUCUUUUUCUUUAUUGCUUGAAACACUGGGUUAUCACCCAUUAAAGUGAUACUUUGCCAGAUCGCCCAGUAGAAGAACAUAACUGACUAGCUGGUCCUCAUUGGGAUUUAUCAAACCAUCUACGUCUGUGUAUUCCCUUUAUGCGUCCAUAUUUCUUUAAUCGCAAAAUGCACUUAAAAUUAGAGAAA